AUGGUACUUCAGGAAAACGAAGAAUAUGUAUCUUAUAUUCUUGGACUAAGUUUAGCAAUAUCAUCGAGUGUAUUUAUCGGAUCUAGUUUUAUAAUAAAAAAGGUAGCAUUAAAAAGAGUAUCAUUAGAAAAAAAUUUAAGGGCCUCUUCAGGUGGUUACUCUUAUCUUAAGCAAUGGUUGUGGUGGAUAGGACUUUUAACAAUGGGAAUUGGAGAGGCUGCAAAUCUACUAGCCUAUGCUUUCGUACCUGCAGCCUUAGUUACACCACUUGGUGCCUUAAGCAUUUUUGUUACCGCAGUAUUAUCUUCAAAGUUUCUUGAUGAGCAUCUUUAUAGCAUUGGAAAGAAUGCAAUGCUUCCCCGUCGUCGUAACGUUGGCGUGCCUGAACAUGCAUCUCAUUUUCAAGAAGUAAUUCCUUAUAGUAAAUUGGAUAAGAAAGGGUCACAUUUUGUGUCAAGUUCAUCUUUAGCUGGCCAAUCUGUCGACAGCGUAUACUAUCAAGACGGUGUUUUUGAUUUCUUAGAAGAGUUUACAUUUGAACCAGUGAUGGCUGCAAGAGAUAGAACACAAGAGUUUGCAUCAGCUGUGCGCAGUCUUCAAGGCAGAACUUUAGUUAGACCAAUUGUGAAAGAUGAAAGAAAAGCUGCUGUCAUAGCAACAUAUUCCCAGUUUAUGAGUAUGGCUAAGGUUAUAAGUAAAAACAUAACAAGUACCUAUGCUAAACUAGAGAAGUUGGCUUUACUUGCAAAGAAGAAAUCUCUGUUUGAUGAUAGACCAACGGAAAUACAAGAACUAACCUACAUUAUAAAAGGAGAUCUUAACUCCUUAAACCAACAGAUUGCUAAAUUGGGUGAGAUGCCAAGAGGACGUAGAAGCAUGCAUAGCCAUUCCUCGAGUGUUGUAUUGGCCUUACAGUCAAGACUGGCAUCAAUGAGUAAUCAAUUUAAGCAGGUGUUGGAAGUGAGAUCAGAGAACUUAAAAUAUCAGAAUACUAGACGAGAACAGUUUUCAAAUUCUGCACCUAUUGUAAAAGAAAUUCCAUCUCUAUUACAACCAGAUGAAGUAAGCAUUGAUUUGGGAGAUGCAUUAACUAUGCAAACACAACAGAUGGCCUUGAGAGAUGACAGUGACACAUAUGUUCAGCAAAGAGCAGAAACAAUGCAUAACAUUGAGAGCACUAUAGUAGAACUAGGAGGAAUAUUUCAACAACUGGCGCACAUGGUAAAGGAACAAGAUGAAGCUAUUGGACGUAUUGAUACUAAUAUUGCAGAGGCCGAAAUGAAUGUUGAAGCAGGCCAUAGGGAAAUAAUGAAAUAUUUUCAAAAUGUUACUGGGAAUAGAGCACUGAUGUUUAAAGUGUUUGGUGUACUGAUAUUUUUCUUUAUUUUCUUUGUUGUAUUCCUGGCUUAA
Messenger RNA from Leptosia nina, 1410 nucleotides. The record is from the annotation of a GenBank genome assembly. NCBI's taxonomy places the organism in Eukaryota, Metazoa, Arthropoda, Insecta, Lepidoptera, Pieridae.